Molecule: messenger RNA, 969 nt
Organism: Perkinsus marinus ATCC 50983
Lineage: Eukaryota; Perkinsozoa; Perkinsida; Perkinsidae
Exons: 7
Coding region: 1-969 (322 amino acids)
Biological process (GO): protein phosphorylation
Molecular function (GO): ATP binding; protein kinase activity
Source: RefSeq, a predicted model, not a curated record
AUGUUAAAGCAUGCCACCAGUAACAGUGCCAUUGACUAUUGCUCCGGUUGCUCGUCAUUCCCCCACUGCUCNNNNUGCAUCGUGAUGGAGUAUUGCUCUUCGGGAGACCUAGGAGCUCACAUAAAGUGCUUAUGGGAGGGUGGAACGCCUCCCAGAAGGUUAGAGGACUUAGCCAUUGAUUGGCUCAUUCAGAUGUGCCUCGCACUGCAAGCUUUGCAUUCGCGCCGGGUACUUCACCGCGAUAUGAAGACCGGGAAUGUUUUCCUCCUACGUCCAGCUAGUGUGGGAGAGGGUAGCCUGGUUCUCAAGCUCGGGGACUUCGGUGUGAGCAAGAUGCUGGAGGAUCAUCCGGCGAACCCGAUGCACUCUAAAGUGGCCUUGGCCUCUACCAUGAUAGGGACGCCGGUAUACAUGUCCCCUGAGAUGUACAGGGGGAAGCCCUAUGGCUUCGAGGCCGACAUUUGGGGGCUCGGCUGUGUGCUGUACGAAGUGUUGCAUGGCCGAUACGCCUUUGAAGCUGACAGUCUGCAAGGACUGGCAUUGAAGAUCAUGAAAGGCCGGCAUGGGCCUGUCACCUGCAGUGAGGGCUUGAGAGAGCUCAUAGUGUCAAUGCUAUGUGAUAGACCCGAGGGGCGGCCGGCCCUGCAGGCGAUUCUUGCGCGCUCUAUUGUACGAUCGAGAAUCGCCCUCACUCUAGCUGGUGUUUGUUCGUGCAUCGAGUCGCACAUUGGUAGCAGGAUGGCCCAAGAGGCAUACAAGACCCUGCUGGCCCAGCUCGGGUACAUGGGGCUCCGAUGGGUUGUCGAGCCAGCCCCGGAGAGAUGCCUACCGAGAGUAACUACACAAGGCGCUGGUGAAGACUUCCCUGAGGUUGGGGGGAAGAGGUUGAAGAACUUACAGGGAGAGCUUCGUGUUUCGCCGAGGGCCACUUGGAGGGCCCACCCGGGAGGAUGCAGCGGGUGUGACUGA